AUGGAGACAGAAAUUGAACAAGAAGAUACCUCAUUCAGCAACACAGAGACCAACGGUGAGUUUUAAUCCCUUCCUGUUUUAAUUAUAUGUUACUAGUAUAUGAAUAUGAACAGUAUAGUUAUUUAAAAUAAUGUAAGCUGUGUGGUGCACCGUGUAUGUCCUUUCCUGUAUUCAUGACUUAUUAAAAUUUAUCAAUGGUCUAAAAUAUAAGCAUUUAAAUUCCUAAAUUGUAGCUGCCAGAUAUGUGCCCAAAAAGUUCAGAGCAGAUGUGUGUAGUGAAGAAGCCAUAUCUAUUAAAUCUAUACUGUUUUAACAUGCAAGUACAAUGAGUGGGAAAUUAGUAUUAAAUGUGUAUUGUUUUUACAUAAACUGAAUGCAAAUCUAAAGAACCUGUGUAUGUGGGAGAUUAAACUCAGUGUUUUUCCUUCUCAGGUAAGCGUCCCGCGGAGGACGCUGAUGAGGAGCAGUCCUAUAAACGCUCCAGGAACACAGAGGACAUGGUGGAGCUCCGCAUACUCCUACAGAGUAAAGUCAGUCCGCUUUCUGUUCCUCAUUCACAAUCCCUUCAACACCCACAAUCUCCUCAUGGCGUUUCCUGCAAUAUAGCCUGUCUUCUUUCCUCCCCAAUUAUUUAUUGAACCUUUAUUUGACCAGAUCUGGGAGUUUAAUAACUUUUUUUAUUUUUCUACACCCGGUGGUUCAGUGUCCGAUUUUAAUGGCGGCAAGGUCCGUUUUCGAUUAUGUAGUAUGGAGAUGUUUUGAGGAUGUUUUUGACGUUAUAUCACAAUAAGUUGGAUGUCAUCUGACUAAUCUCUUUUUCCUUCAGAAUGCAGGAGCCGUGAUUGGGAAGGGUGGUAAAAACAUCAAAUCCCUGCGCACAGACGUGAGUACAUUUACACCACUCUUUUUAUUGGAGCAAGCGCUGGGUAUAUUUACAGUACCCGCCCCCUUAUACUGGGAUGUACUUUGGGAAUGUAUGAUUUUAGUACUUUAUAUGCGAAAGUUGAGCAUUUUACAUUUGGUAGGUUGGCCUUAAGAAAAUGGGUCUGUUAACUAUGGUUGGAAGUAAAUCUAUGAUAUUUUGGGGUGACGGUUAAUGCAAGGAUAUGAUGUGAAUUGAGACCUGCUUUACACCAGUUGUGGUAAUAACCCUCCAAAGUGUAAUGUCAUUGUAAUCAAAUGGCCCCCGCUAAUUGAUAUGAAAUACCUGGCCUUUUUUUGCGUAAUGAAUAGUGCUAUUACUACCAGGCAUCAGCACUGCUAAGACUGUCAUUAAUACUUGAGUGGGCCCAGUGUAUGGCCCAGUGUAUUUUAGGGUAUAGCACCGAAAGCCAUAGGAAAUGUCUUGUGUAUAUAAACAGCCUGGCCAAUUCUCAACUAAUUGAAUGUCAUUACCUCUCUCUUUCUCUACUCUCCACUCUUCUCCCUCUCUCCUCUUCUCCUUCUUUCUCACCAUUCUCUCUACAUCUCCCCCUCCUUUUCUGCUCUCAUUCUAUCGGUCUUCAUCUCUAGCUCAAUACCUUUUCCUUUUCUAUCUCUACCUCUGCUCUCUUAAAAAAACACUCAGAGAAUGAAAUCACAAUGAAGAAUAUUAGCCUGUAUUAAAAUGUAUUCCUCUUCCCCCUCCCUCUUCCCCCUCCUGUUUUUUAUUUUUGUUUAUUUUUGCCCACUUCCUCUGUUGCCCAUGUUCUGGAUCGCCCCUCCUGCGCCCGCCCACCUGACACCCUGGUUGGCCCUGCCCAUAAUCGUGCCCCUCCCUAAAUGGGCGCCUUACUUGAUUGACAUCUGUGUGCUCGAAUGGCCCCUGCCCAUACCACGCCCACGGCCCUUGCAGUUCAAUGCCAGUGUGUCAGUCCCAGACAGCAGUGGGCCUGAGCGGUAUGUCCCUAAGCUCCUCCCUCUCACUGCCUGACUACAGGAAAUAAACAAACAAACCUGCCUUGUUCUAGUGACAAUAUCAAAACCUGCCUCUGUUCCUGUGACAAACAUGUACACCUUCCUCCAUUUGUUCAGUGACAGCAUUAUAAGCCUCUGUUUUUAGUGAGGGUUUCAACAAAUACUUUAAACCUGCCUCUGUUCUAAUGACCGUAUUUCAAUAUUCUAUAUUUUAUUUCAGUGACAGUAUCUUUCCCUUCCACGUUCCUCACCUCCCUCCUUCCCCUCUCAGAAUUGGUGUACUGAUCUGUUUAGUUUCUCACAUUCCCCCCCAUCCCCUCUUCCUUGUUCCCACAUUGAUUUUUGGGGGCGGUUUGACCACUGUAAUGACUGUAAAGUAUGUUCUGCCAUAGAGCCGCUAGGGUUCAAGUGUUGUAUGUAUUUUUCUCGUCUUUACUCUUCAUAUUGCCUUUUCCAUUGUUGGAACUGUUGAACGUGAACUUAUUUGUCACCUCAUCCCUGUGGCCCAUGCCUUCCCUCAACAUCCUUCUGUCCAAUAGUGAGGAGCAUAACUCACUGUUGCCCUGCCAACUCUCACCCAUCUUUAAGUUAACUUUAAAGUGUUCCUUAGUUUGAUUCUUUUGUUUUGGCUUAGCCUACUACUCUGUCAUCUUGUUUUUUUUUAUUGGCCUUUGAUUCUUUUUAAUUUUUCUCCCCCAUGUUGAGCUACAGUACAGUUCCUUUAGCGCACUGGCAGCAGGCCCCAUUGGUGCAAACCACUCACCAACCUUUCCUCCCCCUCCCUCUUCUAGUGGUCACUAAAACACACUUGCUUUCUUUGGGUUCCUUUUACCUUUUUUUUUUUUUUUUUGUUCCUCUUCUUUGUCAGAUACUUUGAAGGGGGUUGCUUUUCCUUUUUUUUCCACCCAGUCUUUAUUUGUGUAUGUAUGGGUAGAUAUCAAAGGGUUUUGGGCUGUCCAUUUCUAUCCCUCAGUUGUGAUUUUGGGGGUGCACAUAGAAAUAUAAUUGCUAGAUAUGGCCGCUGGUCCACUCAUCACAGAACAUUGACUUGAAUGGGAGUGUCCAUUCUAGUAAUUAUAUUUCAAUGGGAGUGCCACCCGGUUAACCCCCACGGCGGGGGUGGGAGGGAAUGGGGUCUUCAUUCGUUAUUAGACGGUAUGGUUGAAGUUUUGCUGAGGGAGAGUUGACCUCAGCUCUGAAAUACUGUUUGUUUCCUCUAUGCCCCUUGUCACCAUUUGAUUGGUCCUCCUGGGAAUGUCCUGUGCUGUGAUUGGUGGCUCUAAAGCAUUCUGAGCAUCGGUGCGGAAAUCGAGACUGUUGGAGAGAUCCUGCUCAAGAUCAUCCCUACUCUGGAGGAGGUGAGCCUGGGUUGGGGAUGAGGAAGAAUGAGAUGAGCCUAAUGGCCGCCUACCAUUUUCAAUGAUAGUCCUGUGUGGGACAGCUAGAUAUUGAGUGUGUUGAUAAAACAAAACCUAUAGAUAUCAAAUGCACAGAUCUGAAUAUGGUGACGCUAAAGUAUUUUUCUCUGAUUGCCCCCAAUCCUCCUCAGUACCAACAGUACAAUGGGAUGGACUUUGACUGUGAGCUGAGGCUGCUGAUCCACCAGAGCCUGGCAGGCAGCAUCAUUGGUGUGAAGGGAGCCAAGAUCAAAGAGCUACGAGAGGUACAGUUACUCUGAACUUCUCACACUCAUAUCUUCUCAUCUGGGUCAUGUUCAGUAGCUAAAAAAAAUGGAGAACAUCUUAAAACCAGGGAGAUAAACCUGAACUUGUCCCAUAAGAAUGCACAUUUUCCUUUUCAAAAAAGUGUAUUUAGUUUUGAGCCUACCCUGAUUCAAAGUUUUUCUGUGGGUUCUUCUCAGACGUAUGACAUUGCUUUGUCUAAUUUGACCAGUGUUGACUUUGACCGUUACAGAACACCCAGACCAACAUCAAGCUGUUCCAGGAGUGCUGUCCCCAGUCCACAGACCGAGUGGUUCUGGUCAGCGGCAAGUCUGAGCGUGUCGUCGAGUGCAUCAAGAUCAUGCUGGAUCUCAUCGCUGAGGUUGGUACUCUUAUCUAACCAUUGACUGAGCUGCUAACAUACCACAUACCAGUGUAAAUACCACAGCCAGUCGACUCUAGAAAUUGUGUGAUCCUGUCCCCCUCAGGCUCCCAUAAAAGGGCGCACCCAGCCCUACGACCCCAACUUCUACGACGAGACAUACGACUAUGGUGGCUUCACCAUGAUGUUUGAGGAGCGUGGGGGUGGUGGUGCCGGUGGUGGGCGGCGCCCCAUGGGGGGCUUCCACAUGCGAGGGGGACGAGGUGGCGGAGGAUUUGACCGGAUGCCCUCAGGGCGAGGGGGUCGAGGUGGGCCCAUGCCCCCCGCCCGCAGGGAAUAUGAGGAGAUGAGCCCCCGCCGUGGACCCCCACCACCCCACCCAGGAAGAGGGGGAAGGGGGGGGAGCCGUGGCCGCAACCUGCCCCUGGCCCCACCCCAAAGAGGAGGAGGGUAAGAGAGCUACACCAUCGCUCAUUGCCAUUUCUCUUCUAAUCUCUCAAUCAAUUUUGCUUUGUCUACAUCGGUUUGCUCUCAAAAGUUCAGCAGAUAUAAUUAUAUGAUCCCAUUUAAAUAUGUAUUUCAUUCAUAGUGUGUGUGUGUGGCCUCAUGUGUGUGUUCCAUAUCCACGUUAUUUGCAGAGAUGAUCAUUACUCCUAUGACUCCUAUCGGGGCAGUGCAGAUGACAGACAAAAGUAAGUACUUCUUCAGCCAACACUGUGGUCAGCCAACACUGUGGUCAGCCAGUCAGCCAACACUGUGGUCAGCCAGUCAGCCAACACUGUGGUCAGCCAGUCAGCCAACACUGUGGUCAGCCAGCCAGCCAACACUGUAGUCAGUCUGUCUUGCGUGAGACUGGUCCUCUGAUUACUGGUCUCAUCUCUGCCAUCAGUCUGUCAUCACCUCUUACUUUUGUGUGAAUGCUGUGUUUUUCUCUGACUGUCUGUUGUUUGACUUGGAUCAGAGCUCUGCUGACAAGCACUCUCUGCCGUGUCAAUAUUUUCCUCAAGUCAGACUUCCGUUUUCUCUCUUUAUCUCAGCAGUGACAGAAGAGGGAGACCAGGAGAUCGCUAUGGCGAUAACAUGGUUAGUGACACAUGACUAAAUGCAUGCAGCAGUCAUCUUGGCAUUUAUUGUCUGAAAGCAUCAUCAUACGCUGAAAAGCCAGUUGGUCUUAGACAAUGAUUGCAAUUGGCUGAUAAUAACCACAUCACCAUGACCACAGCUAACCACACAAUAAAUCCCAACAAUACAUUUACCACUAACAUUAAACAUGUAAUAAACAUGACUUUACCACAGUAAACCAUACCAUAAACACAGGUAAUGGGUAACUUACCCACAGUAAUAAUUACCCAUACCACCAUGACCACUACCAUCUAUGCAAUCAUGGGGGGGAACUAUGCUGUGGUUGCUAGGUGUUAAUAAUAACGCUUUGUUGUCAGAUGGGUGGGCUCUCUUUGAGAGCUGGCAGAAACUGCCUCCAGUUGCUCGGCAACUGAUUUUUGAAUUGCUUGUUGCCCUGGUGACUGAGGAGCCUCUGAAUAGCAGGUGAAAGCUGUGGAGUGAGUGGCUGGUAGAGAUGCAAGCAGGGGGAGUGUUCUACAGCAUCAAAUAGGGGCUUUUGGACAAACUGGGCAACUCAAUCCUGACCAUGCAAGGCUGGGGUUGCAUGCAUCCAUGAGUGUAUACAACAGAUCACUAGGAAAUGUGUGUUGUGGGUUUAACCCUGCCCCCUUUCUCUUUUCUCUUUCUGCAGGGUGGAGGUGGAUAUGGUGAGUUGUUCUGUUCUUCCUAUGUGGUUCUGUCUAGAAGGCCAGUCUGAGUUCUGUUUCAUUGCUGUUUCCAGUGGCACAUAGAUGGCUAGUGGUUCUCCAGUGUAUGUUCUAGAACCUGAUUUCAGCUGGUCUGCUGUAUAAGGCUACUAAUACACUUACUCAACAGUCUUGAGCGUAUUGUUUUACCCCAAGGCUACUAGUCUACUAUCUUUGUUUUGUUAUUUCAACUGUUUAUAUGGGAUAUCAUCUUUAAAAUGUGUUGCUCUACUCUGUGUAUCAGGUUGGUAAAUACUUAUUUGUUUAUGGUACCAGUCUGCUGUGGAUGUGGAUUUUAGCAUAUUUUCUAAUAAACUUCAACCUAUACGGCCAACUUCCCUAAGUGUAGAUCUAUUUUCUCGGUCUCUCUCCUUUCAAAAAGAUAACAGCUCGUCCUGGAACUCCUAUCAGUCUGGUGAGUCUAUAGAAACGCGUCUUGGCAGCCUGGUAUUCAAUGUUGUUAGGUCAUGGUAUCAUUAAAUAUGUUACGGUUUUGUUAAUAGAACCUCCACACUUACUCAAGCUUUUUCUCUGAUCUCUCCUCGUCUGUGUUAGGUGGACGCGGUUCCUAUAAUGAUAUGGGAGGGCCAGUCAUCACCACACAAGUGACGAUCCCCAAAGACGUGAGUGUAUAAUCAGAGGGGUGACUCCUCUUUACCUCACAUACUCUGUUCACAUACAGCAGGGGUGUCAAACUCAUUCUAUAUAGGGCCUAGUGUCUACGGGUUUUUGUUUUUUUCCUUUCAAUUAAGACCUAGACAACCAGGUGAGGGGAGUUCCUUACUAAUUAGUGACCUUAAUUCAUCAAUCAAGUACAAAGGAGGAGUGAAAACCUGCAGACUCUCGGCCCUCCGUGGAAUGAGUUUGAUACAUGACAUACAGAGUAAUGACUCGGUCAGUCUCACCCACCAUGGCCUAUGAAACCCUAAUGCAACACAACACCCACAUUCUCUCACACCCGCAUUCUCUCACACACACAUAUUUUCACACUUUUCUUGUGCAUGAUGUUCUGUUGACUGUGGUGGUGUUUUCUCCAGCUGGCCGGCUCCAUCAUCGGUAAGGGAGGCCAGAGGAUCAAGCAGAUCCGGCAUGAGUCUGGCGCCUCCAUUAAGAUCGAUGAGCCAUUGGAGGGUUCAGAGGACCGCAUCAUCACCAUCAGCGGCACCCAGGACCAGAUCCAAAACGCUCAGUACCUAUUGCAGAAUAGGCAAGUUCUGGAUGCCCUCUGA
Coregonus sp. 'balchen' is the source of this 6976-nucleotide messenger RNA. The record is from the annotation of a GenBank genome assembly. Lineage: Eukaryota; Metazoa; Chordata; Actinopteri; Salmoniformes; Salmonidae.